UCUCCCAACAAUUCAUGCUUUCAUUUUCAUGGCACCUCUCUACGCCAGUUUCCGUCUCGCUGAUUGGACGCCCCAACCAAGUUUCAAUAAUUUUCUGGCAUUUUAGUUUAGCAUAUUCUCCUGGACUUUCCUUUCCUUAUCUUUGCCAAAACCUAUCGAUUCUACAUCACACAUCGAUCCCUGCCCUUUUUGCCAUUCCCUUCAAUCUUUCCCUUAAUGGGUCUUUCUGAAAGCUUUAUUUUUAUUACAGCUUCGGUGCUUACCUGCAGUCUUGCCACAGCUACAGCUUCUGCUUGCACCCAUGGACAGUGCGGGCUGUUGGAGAAAUGCUCAUCGGACCAAGAUUGUGAAUCUGGGCUCUAUUGUUUCUACUGCGUUGAAGGAUUUUCAAGCUAUAAAUGUGUGAGAUCGACUGCCACAGACCAAUUCAAGCUUCUGAAUAAUUCUCUGCCAUUCAACAAAUAUGCAUUUUUGACAACCCACAAUGCCUAUGCAAUUGAUGGAUAUCCAUCUCACACUGGAGUCCCUAGAUUAACUGUUACUAAUCAAGAAGAUACUGUCACUCAACAGCUAAAUAAUGGAGUUCGUGCCUUCAUGCUGGAUACCUAUGAUUUUCGUGGAGAUGUAUGGCUGUGUCAUUCAUUUAAAGGACACUGUUAUGACUAUACUGCAUUUGGGCCUGCUAUCGACACCCUGAAGGAAAUUGAAGCUUUCUUAUCAGCAAAUCCAUCAGAAAUUGUCACAAUAAUCUUGGAAGAUUAUGUUCAAGCUCCUAAAGGAUUAACAAAGGUGUUCACUGAUGCUGGAUUGAUGAAAUACUGGUUUCCAGUAAGGAACAUGCCCAAAAAUGGGCAGGAUUGGCCUCUAGUCAGGGACAUGAUCAAAAAUAACCAGAGGCUACUUGUAUUCACAUCAAUUGAAUCCAAAGAAAAAAUUGAAGGAAUUGCUUACCAGUGGAAUUACAUGGUUGAAAAUCAGUAUGGGGAUGGUGGUAUGCAGGCAGGGAGUUGUCCUAAUAGAGCGGAAUCGCCUUCCCUCAAUGACAAGAGUAAAUCAUUGGUGUUAGUAAAUUACUUCAGGACUAUUCCUAUGAAGGAACUCACAUGCAUAGAUAACUCUAGGGAACUCAUAGACAUGCUUCAUACUUGUUAUGAUGCUGCUGGCAACAGAUGGGCAAAUUUUGUUGCUGUCAAUUAUUACAAGAGGAGUCAAGGAGGAGGAUCAUUCCAAGCUGUGGACACACUAAAUGGGAAGCUCUUGUGUGGAUGUGAUGAUGUCCAUGCAUGUGUGCCUGGAACAAGUUUCUCAGCAGCCUGCUCUACCCAAGAUAAACUGCAGUGAAAGAAAUUUUGCAUUACACCUCAAUUUGUGAUAUUGAAAUGGAUUAACACUUGAAUGAAAUGAUAGUUUAGUAUUCUGUUCUCUUGAUAA
Messenger RNA from Hevea brasiliensis (rubber tree), 1431 nucleotides. RefSeq names its product PI-PLC X domain-containing protein At5g67130. Gene Ontology annotation, biological process: lipid metabolic process. The transcript has 8 exons. NCBI's taxonomy places the organism in Eukaryota, Viridiplantae, Streptophyta, Magnoliopsida, Malpighiales, Euphorbiaceae. Gene Ontology annotation, molecular function: phosphoric diester hydrolase activity. The coding region runs from base 217 to 1341 and encodes 374 amino acids. The record is from RefSeq and is a predicted model, not a curated record.